This is a messenger RNA of Micropterus salmoides (largemouth bass), 6026 nucleotides long. RefSeq names its product IQ motif and Sec7 domain ArfGEF 2b (gene iqsec2b). Gene Ontology annotation, biological process: actin cytoskeleton organization; regulation of ARF protein signal transduction. The record is from RefSeq and is a predicted model, not a curated record. Bases 1355 to 5881 code for a protein of 1508 amino acids. Gene Ontology annotation, molecular function: guanyl-nucleotide exchange factor activity; protein binding. The transcript is spliced from 14 exons. Lineage: Eukaryota; Metazoa; Chordata; Actinopteri; Centrarchiformes; Centrarchidae.
CAGCGAUGCGCUCAGAGGAAAAGACGCACGCAUCGCUGCAAUUCAGACGCUCAAGGAGCGAAACCUCUCCGUGUUUCUGCGCCACCGCAAAGAAGACUCUCCGCUGCACUCCCGCGUGGAUUACCGACCUGACAUUACGGAAACUCGUCUCAGAUAAGUAGGAAAUAAGUCAACCUGUUCGCUUUAACCGAUUUCAUAUCAGCGCCGAAAGCGGCAAACACGAAAGUAGCCUACAGUUUAAAGAUUUGGCACAUCCUAUUGAGACUUUCGGACUGUCAGAAAUAUUCCGGAUAGUUGUUGGUCCUUAAGAGGUGACACGUUUUUAUUUCCAAGACCAGUGUUUAUGAAUGCCUGUCGCGGAAGUAAACUCUGCAUUAUCCUCGGAUGAAAAAGCCCAGAAACACACACACACUUUGGGAACUAAUGUGAAUUUAAAGCAGUAGGAUGUAGUUCUGUCGGACCAGAGGGGAGGAUUCGGACCUCAAGAAUGAACUUCGUAAGCCACCUCUGCUUACUUUCUGUGCUAUAAAGACACAUCAAGCCAUGGGUUGAAAGCGACGCUGAUAGACUGCGGGGAUACUCAACGUGGGAGGGAGCAGCAUUCUCUGUGUUAUGUAAUGAUUGACAGUGCCUGAUAAUUAGUGGUAGAUCAUACAUAGCAUCACCCCCUCCCCAUUACCCCUACCCCCCUUCCCCUGAAUGUUGAGGAGGCUAAAGAGUGCUAGAUGUAUACGAGAUGUUUUAUAAUGAACUAAAAGCUGAUAGCAGAGCUCUGAAGGUAAUGAGCAUGAUUUGUCACAGGUCAGUGGAUUAAUUGAUAUUCUACUUGUUCCUCUGCAUAUUCUUUUGCUCAGAGCCGUCAAAGCAAGUUGGAGUUCAUUCAAGUUCUUUGAUCAUCUUCAUUUAAUCUCAGUCUGUUUUUACAUAUUUAGCUUAAUGAAUUAAUAUUCAUCAUGAUGCCCCAAGUUCUUGACCCGGUCCAUGCUGAUUUGCCAUGGUCUUUCAAAAUGACUAUGACUUCAGAAAAUCUGACAAUCAACAGUGUCUUGAGCUUCUUUUUGAGCUUUGAACUCUUUUCUCGCCAUUGCAACAUUUUUUAUUGCUAUUAAGAUGCUAUGAUGCUCAUUUCUGCCCUCAGAUUUGAGGAUAUGUAGUCAUUCUGAACUUCUCAAUCUCUGUGACUUCCUGUUUCUGAACAUCUGAAGAAAUUAUUUAAUCUUCAGUAGAGCCUUCAUUGGUCCCUCCCUCCCCCCCACUCAUCGGGGCUGGUGGGGGGGGUGGCUCUCGGCCCCACGGGGUCGAAACUUUGGUGGUGGCUGGUGGUGGUCAUACCCCUACAGCCAGGGCUCCCACCAUGGAGACCAGCCCAGAGAGCCCCAACCGGGCAGUGGAGUACCUCCUGGAGCUCAACAACAUCAUUGAGAGCCAGGCCAAGCUCCUGGAGACCCAGCGCCGGCGCAUCGAGGAGCUGGAGGGCCAGCUGGACCGGGUCAGCCAAGAGAACCAGGACCUAAGGCAGGAACGCAGUCCACGGACACCUGGUUCGGACACCCCUGAACAGAACCACAACCACAGCCAGCCUUUGUCCCUUCCCGUCCAUCAUGGCAGUGGUGGUGGCGCAAGUGGCGGGAGUGGUAGCACAUCGGCUGCUCAGGCGACACCGGGAUCAGCCACAGCUGCAGGGCCCAGCAGGGAGAGGAGGACCCACACCAGGCUGACCCGAGGUCUCUCCUGCGGGUCCUCCACCACCGAGCGAGACCGGCUAGAGCGCACCGACAGCACAGACACCAACACCAGUUCCACCAUACGCAGAAACGUGGAAGGGGACUCCCAGGGUCCAGAGACGGGCACACACAAAGACAGCUCAUUCAGCCAGACGCCUUACCUGCGUGGCUCAGAGCGUUACACUGACAGCAGCAGUGCACCCUCCGGAUCCAGGGACCCUUCAUGUUCCUCCAGUUCAGCCAGCUUGGCCUGGGCACUGCGAACACGGCACCAACCUGCCAGUCUGGCCCUCCGCAAGCAAGAGGAAGAGGAGAACAAGAGAUGCAAGGCCCUUUCAGACAGCUAUGAACUCUCAACAGAUCUGCAAGAUAAGAAGGUGGAGAUGCUGGAGAGAAAGUAUGGUGGCUCCUUUGUAAGUCGCAGAGCAGCUAGGACCAUUCAGACAGCCUUCAGACAGUAUCGCAUGAACAAGAACUUUGAGCGUCUCAGAAGCUCUGCUUCAGAGAGCCGCAUGACACGUCGCAUCAUCCUGUCCAACAUGAGACUGCAGUAUUCCUUUGAUGAGCGACAGCCUCCGCAGCAGGCCCAGACACAGACGAACUUCACCCACAGUGUGGCCAUAGGGCCUCCUCAUUCCCCUGACCCAGACCGCCCAGGAGACUACACCCACUUAGAGGACUCCUUCUCCAAACAGGUAAAGUCCUUAGCUGACUCCAUAGAUGAUGCCCUUACCUGCCGCGCGGGUCGCGAUGACUCCCAGGAGGGCAGCAGGGAGGGUGGAGGGAUUAGUGAAGACUUUGGGGAGUGCGUGUGGAGCAGCAGCAGCAAUCCCUCCUCCCAAAGAGGUUUGGGCGAACGAGCCAGGGGUGCUGGAGGAGGACUCAGUAUGCAUGGCGACAGUACCGCCACCUCAUACAGUGACGUCACACUUUACAUGGAUGAUGGCAUGCCGUCAUCCCCGCUGUCCCUGGAUCGGGCACCCAGCAGCACAGAUACAGAGUACUGGGGCCCUGGCGGUGGUGUUGGAGGGCGCGAGGACAGCAGGGACACUGAGGGAGGGGGCAGCAGUAACAGUCGGCGCAGCACCCCAUGUACAGAGUGCAGGGACUAUCGUCUAAGGGGCGCACAUCUGCCUCUUCUCACUAUUGAGCCGCCGAGUGACAGCUCAGUGGACAUGAGUGACCGCUCCGAUCGUGGCUCUCUGACCAGACAGCUGGUCUAUGAGCAGGAGCCAGGGGUAGGGGCUGGCUCCCCUCAGGGAACCCUGAAACACUCCCCCAACACAGGCACCCGCCCUACAUCCACAGCAGCUGCCCAGGGUCAAACCCGGGCGCCUGGCAGACCGAUACCCACACACAUCCCUCACCAGGUGGCUGCCCACCACCACCAUCACCACCACCCUAUCCACCACCAUCAGUACCCUGACACACCGUCGUCCUCCUCCUCCCCCCAGCAACCCCCCACCACCCCUCUGUCCUCGUCCUCCUCUACAGCUAUGCCCACCGGUGGUCUGGAGCAGCCGUGCUGCUCGGACGGAGACAACGACUCACUCAACUCCACAACCAACUCCAAUGAGACAGUAAAUUGCAGCUCUGGUUCGUCAUCUCAGGACAGCCUGCGGGAGCCUCUGCCACCUCUGGGAAAACAGACCUACCAGAGAGAAAGCCGCCACAGCUGGGACUCCCCGCCCUUCAACAGUGAUGUGGUGCAGAGACGCCAAUACCGCAUAGGCCUCAACCUCUUCAACAAGAAGCCAGAGAAAGGGAUCCAGUACCUGAUAGAGAGAGGUUUUGUAUCGGACACUCCAGUUGGGAUUGCUCGCUUCAUCCUGGAGAGGAAAGGCCUCAGCAGGCAGAUGAUUGGAGAGUUCCUGGGAAACCGACAGAAACAAUUCAACAAAGAUGUUUUAGACUGUGUGGUGGAUGAGAUGGACUUCUCAGGUAUGGACCUGGACGACGCUCUCAGGAAGUUCCAGGCUCAGAUUAAAGUUCAAGGAGAAGCCCAAAAAGUGGAGAGGCUCAUAGAGGCUUUUAGUCAGAGAUACUGUGUGUGCAAUCCGACUCUGGUUCGGCAGUUCCAGAACCCGGACACUAUCUUCAUCUUGGCCUUUGCCAUAAUCCUCCUCAACACAGAUAUGUACAGUCCCAACGUCAAAGCUGAGAGGAAGAUGAAACUAGAGGAUUUCAUCAAGAAUUUGAGAGGCGUUGACAAUGGUCAGGAUAUACCCAGGGACCUGCUGGUUGGGAUCUACCAGCGGAUUCAGAAAUGGGAGCUACGGACCAAUGAUGACCACGUGUCCCAAGUGCAGGCAGUGGAGAGAGUCAUUGUGGGCAAGAAGCCUGUGCUGUCCCUUCCCCAUCGUAGGCUGGUGUGUUGCUGCCAACUCUAUGAGGUUCCUGACCCUAACAGACCUCAGAGGACAGGAGUGCACCAACGAGAGGUCUUCCUCUUUAAUGACCUUCUGGUGGUGACCAAAAUCUUCCAGAAGAAGAAAACCUCAGUGACUUAUAGUUUCAGACAAUCUUUCCCUUUGGUUGAGAUGCAAGUACACAUGUUUCAGAACUCAUACUACCCUCAUGGUAUCCGCCUGACUUCAGCAGUCCUGGGUGGGGAGAGGAAGGUUCUUAUCAUCUUUAUGGCACCCAGUCAGCAAGACCGCACCCGCUUUGUUAGCGACCUCAGGGAGAGUAUUGCUGAAGUGCAAGAGAUGGAGAAAUAUAGAGUCGAGUCGGAGCUGGAGAAACAGAAAGGUGUGAUGCGGCCCAGCUUGCUCACUGGAGGUGUGGUUGGAGGAGGCGUAGGUGUGAAGAGCGAUGUUGUGAAUGGCACCCUGGGAAGGACAAGUUUUGAUGACAACUGCUCAGUGGGUGAGGGUCUCAAACGCACAGCGCUCAGCUCAUCUCUCAGGGACCUAUCGGACACAGGGAAGCGUGGUCGCAGGAACAGUGUUGGUUCUCUUGACAGUACCAUGGAAGGCUCCAUCAUUAGCAGCCCACAGCCUCACCAGCGCUAUCCAAUGCCAGGUGUGAUGCCUGGUUGCUAUGGAACAGAAGACUUCCGGCCUCACCGCCCCAUCCUGAGCCCCGGAUCGGGGGUGGGGGGUGGGCCGGGGCAGCAACAUACCACUGCUGGGACAGGAGUUGGGGGAGUCUCCAGCAGUGUAGAGAGACCAGGAGCGGGGAGCGGCCCUGGGGGGAGCAGCAACAACAACAGCGGCUCCUUCCUGGGCUCCCUAUUCGGCAGCAAACGCGCCAAACCACCAGGGCCCCUUAUUCCACCGGGGCCACCAUUCCCCGCACCUGUCCCCCCACCGACUACGGGAGGGCCCCCACCUCACUCCCCUUCAUCCCUGUGCCAGUUGGACGGGGGACCUUCCAAGAUCCAGGCACUGCACGCACAGUACUGUCACGCGGCCACCGUGCAGCCCCCACCACCAUACUACCAUCACCAUCGUUACCACGUCCAAACUGUCCCUCCUCCUUUGCAAGGUAUGCCCCCUCAUACUAUACAGAGAGGCCCACUACCUUGUCGUCCACCGCUUGGCCCCCCACACGCCCAGCACCCGCAGCUGGCCCAUCUCUCCCAGCUCUCCCAGCAUGGGUUUCCGGGUCGUUACGCCAACAUGGUGGUGGGAUGUCCCCCCCCCCUUUCUCCUCUCUCCCAACAUUCCCAGAACCCACAGUUUGCCCUUUACCACGCGCAGCCCACACACUCUAUCAGAGGGGGCGGCGGCCCUGGUGCCAAACUACCACUAACCAUGUCUCACUCCCACCCGCACCCACAUGCACACUCCCAAACCCAUCCCGGACACGUGCACACACCACACCCAGCCAGCCACUCCACCCAUCAAACACACUUCAUAUUCGGCACUCUGCCCCACAAUCUACCAUCCGCCACCGUCAAUGCGCAUCACGCAGCCUCCGCCGCCCAGUAUCUGCCCCAGUACCCUCCUCUCUCUUCCAUCCCCCCUCCCCCACCACACUCCCCUUUACCCCCCCCUUCGUCCCCCCUUACCCCUCUUACACCUCUCUCCCCUCACCCCCCCCAGCACCCCGGGCAGCCUCAGCAGGGGCCGCAGGUGACAGGGGCUGGAGCGACAGGUACAGGGGGCAGCUCCAAAUCCAAGCCUAUCAACCGGAUAAGUACCGUGGUGUGAGCAGGAUGUGGGGCCCCAGGGGUCAGAGGUCUGAUUAUAAAGUGGAGGAGGUUGGUAGAGCUAGGGCUAGGACCAAGUCUGCCAGGACAGAAAGUAACAGCAGCAGCGCUAGUGACAAGAGGAAACGCAGUUUGCUUCGUCUCUG